UAGAGGCAGAUUGUUAGUGAAGUUGUUUGGUCAGAAACUAGUCAAGCAGUUAGCAGAACCAUUAAACCAGAUAAUGGGGGGAAACCCUUCCACUGCGACUGCUCUGAGUUUGUGCCAAAUAAUGUGAACUUUUUAUUUCAACUACCCUGGGUCUGUACUAAUCUUUCUGAGCAGAGUAGGAUUUCAUGGACCACUGAAAUUAGCCCAAACACAGGGACCAAUACAGUGAGAGGAACAAAAUAAAGCAAAGAUUAUUAAAAAAAAAAAAAGCUCGUGAUUUGGCAGCAUUACUUAAAUUGAUACAGAGUAGGGAACCACAUAAUAUCUUUCUGCUUUUCUGGAUCAUACAUGCAGACAAUAAUGCUCCUGUAAGGAUAUUUUCCAAUAUGCAAGUUCCUUGUACAUAGCCUGGGAGUGUCAAGAAUUUAGAAAACUACCAAAAAUGGAUGGGUGACACAUUGCUAUCUAGAUUCAUGGCCUAUAAACAGGGAUAGAAAGAAGAUACAAAUCUAUAUGAUCAGCAUUAUGUGGGGAGAGCCCAGUUACUCAGCCAUUGUAUUUUAUAUUUAAACAUAUCCAGUAGGAGGAUUCAUGGAGCUCCAUGAAACAUUUUCAGAAAAACUUCACUGGCCUGAGCAAGAGCUCUCUAAAAAGUCAAUCUUAAAUCCAGAAGAACAUAAGCUGACCAUUAAGAAUGAAAGCAGUCUUCAGCACCUGUCCUCUGGAAUCCUUAAGGAUAUUUUCACAACAGGAACCAGUAGCUACAAUGUCCUUCUGCAAAGCAAAGAGGAGAAAAAACACCACUCUCAAAAGCUGUCAUCUGCCCACCACAAGAGGCACAGAAAGUCCACUAAGUCUUCUACUACCUCGCGAAGCAACGAGCACCGCAAGAUCAAAGUCCCACUGCCUUUGCUCAGCAGUGGCUGGUAUUGCACGAACAGGCAGCCAUCCAUCUUUAUCGCUAGCCCAGUGUCUAGCAGUGUAAAGUUUACACACAGUAUUUCUGUUGCAGGGAACAGCAUAGGACUGCCACCUCGACCCAAAAGCAAGGCUAAGAGACAUUAUUUUUCUAGUCUAACAAAGCCAAAGCAGCCUCAAUUGUCAAAAAGCCAUGGUAAAGAGGUAGAUGUCUCUGGCCGAAAACUCUGUAUACUAACCGCCAUCAAGCCUUCCAAUGUGGAAAAAGAGAAGAUUAAAUUCUUCAAGUCCGAUUUUACCUAUAAUCCUCAAUUUGAAUAUGCAAAUCCUGCAUUGCCAAAUGUGUUAGCUAAGCACAGCCAAGCAUCCAACAAGUUUCUUAAACAGUCUGUCAGUAUUAUGGAACGGACAUUGCAGAAAUAUGGAAGCUAUGAAAAGUUUGAGCAGGCUACAGGAGGCAGCCUGCUACCAAAAAGUCGCAUUUGGAAUCAUGUCAGGAAAUACAUGGUGAAAGAAGGCUGCCUUGGUGAGAUUGUAGUUCAUCUCACUGAGGACCUGCUUUCUCGUGCCUCAAUGACAGUGGUGAAUGGCCGCCCAACUCUGACUAUCAAUGUUUCCACUGCACGUGAGCACUGGCUAGAAGGGAUGCUGAGGCAUGAAAUAGGAACUCAUUAUUUUCGAGGUAUUAACAACAACAGCCAGCCUUGGUGCAAUUGGAAUGGACGUAAAAAGCUUGGGUUAAAGCCAAUCAACCCUACCGAGGAAGGCCUGGCGAGUAUUCACAGUGUCCUGUUCCGAAAAGACCCCUUUCUAUGGAGGGCUGCCCUUCUCUACUACACUGUCUAUCAAGCUAGCCAAAUGUCCUUCAGUCAACUCUUCCAGGAUGUGGGGCGAUUUGUCAAGGACCCCAACACUAGGUGGGAUUACUGUGUACGAGCCAAGAGGGGGUGGACUGAUACUUCCCAGCCAGGCUGCUUCAGUAAGGAUCAGGUAUACUUGGAUGGCAUCCUCCAAAUCCUAAGAUACAGGGAGUCUAUCGAUUUCCACUUGCUGAUGGCUCUUGGAAAGGUCUCUUACGAGGAUGUGGAUCGCUUGAAGGAAUUUGCGGUGAUCGAGAACAUGAGAAUACCACACUUCUUGCAGGACCAUAUCAGAUACAUGGAACAUUUGGAAAAGAUCAUGGAGGUGAAUGAGCUGACUGACCAAGAGCUCCAGGAUCUCAUAGUGUAACAGUCAGUCUCUUUUACCAGAAAUCUGUUCUGUAUGCAGCCGGUUAUACAGAACUGGACUUCACCACAGCUUGCAAAACUAGAAUGAAUCAACUUUGGUUUUGUUUUCUGGCAAAAAUCUAGACUAUUUAGAUUUGUUAAUUUUUAAAAAAAAAAAGAAAAAAUACAAACCUCAGACUAUCGAUUCAGGAAUGUUUCUUUGAAAAAAAGUUUUGAGAUUCUUUCCUCACUCCCAUAGUAUAUAUUGGUGGGGUUGUUUUUUUAAGGUUUUGUGCCUCUUCCAAAUUAAAUUAUGGAUUGAACAUAGACACAUCAUUUAGGAUUUCCCUUGUAACUGGUCAGUCCCAUUGUCCCCUAAAUGGUCUGUACACUGAGCAGGAUCGUUUGAAAUGUCUUGCUUUUAUGAUAUGCUGCUUUUUAUUCUUUCUAAAGUCUGCGUUUUGUAAUUUUUCCCCUUGGCUCACUCGCAUUGGCUUCAUUUCUGGUCAUGGCCUUCACGACAAUCCCCCACAGCAGCAAAAUUAUGGAACUACUAUAGACUAUGCCACCAUCUUCUUAACGCUACCCCAUUGUAUACUGCUUCCCUCCUUGUAAGAUCACAAUGCGCAGACAUGCUCCCUUGCACAACAGCAUUGUCGUUUGGACAUGCGAGAAAGAGGUGAUUUGCACACUUCACAUUUCAAAUAGCAGCAGUUAAGGUUGCUGUGUAAAUGGCUGUGAACAGACUAGAAAGUUGCCCUCUUCCUCCCAAGAGGUGUUGUGCUGUUGCAGCAUUGAAUAUAUGCCUUUCACUGUCCUCCUCCUUGAGACCAGUACAUGUUUCAAGAGGAUGAGCUGCAGGAAAGGGCCUUUUUUUGCCCGUGAGGACUCAUUUAGCAUGUUUAGCAAAUGGAACGUGUUAGUGGUUUGGAAGAAGGACUGGGAUGAACUGAGUUUUCUGACUAAUGUACGCAAUGAAUCCAGAUAGGGGGCCAUAUUUCAUUUCAAAAAGUAAAAGCACCCCUUCGCUCUAACGCCUGAACCCUGUGUGGGUUUGGUUACUUGGAGUGGUUUCGGCCCUAAUGCUGCCAGGAGCUCUGCCCUCAUGGAGCUCACUGCUGGAUUGGGAACUUUAACGGGAGGGGACAACAUUCACAAGUGCCCUAUUCCAAUAUUCAAAGCAACUGAAGAGUUCUGGUACAUCUGAAGCAUCCUGAGCUCUGUUUUGAAUGUGGGUGCCAUACAAAACAAGUAGCGAAAGCACAUAAUUGUAGGAUCAUCUAUUCAAACUAAUAACUUAGGCAAGGCAAGAGGGUUGUUCACUGCAGAGACCACAUUUUCUGAGUCCAGAGUAUUAGGAAAGCACUAAUAGUGGCUCCCUAGCACAUGCUGAAUCGAGCUUUGCACCUAAAGUAUUGGGCUUACUUUAAAUUCAGAUCAUUUUACCAAGGCUAAAUGCAGCCAUUAGGCCCUUGGGUUUCUGGAAGAGUCCCAGACUCACAACUCCUUCCCUUGUGCCUAUGGGGAGUGGGGACAGGAGCACCGUACCGAAGCUGUGAAAAUGGUUCAGCUUGCUUCCCUACCCCCACAUGGGCUCAGCUCUGCUGGUCAGUGUGUUGUCGGAUGGGGGGAAGAGAAUUGGAGCCAAAGUUCCACUCCCCUGCUUUGCGGAGGGAAUACUGGCCACAAUCUUCCCCUCCUCCCAUACAGCAGGCACUGCCUGCAAUAUGUGGCGCAUUAAUGCAGACAAACCAUGGCGGCAGGGAGGUCUGACUCCCCGGCAUGGCUGCAUCUGGCUGAAUGACAAUCCAGCCUCUGGCAUCGAGUUGUGUGGAACUUAGUGGCUUUUGAUUAAGGAAUGGAAUAACUCCCAAAGCCUCUGACUUUACACCAAGUACGAUGGUGUCCAUUCCAGAUUUAAAGUUUAAACAACACAUUUUGUGACCAGUGCGAGGAAAAGAAAUCUCACCUAGCAUAGAGGUUUUUGAAUAACCCAUCAAACCAGCUGCCUUUAAAGUACUAUUACACGCCUGUGCU
This is a messenger RNA of Mauremys mutica (yellowpond turtle), 4163 nucleotides long. It is a transcript of the gene MATCAP2, whose product is annotated as KIAA0895 ortholog. Lineage: Eukaryota; Metazoa; Chordata; Testudines; Geoemydidae. The record is from RefSeq and is a predicted model, not a curated record. The coding region runs from base 592 to 2148 and encodes 518 amino acids. The transcript has 8 exons.